AUGGCAGCAAAUGCAACUAUGCCAGCUCGAGGUGCUCGUGGCGCUCCCGAAUUCGAUUCCAAGCAGCCUAGGGAGCUGCCCCGUUAUUUCUCCGAUUUGGAAUUCCACUUCACUGCAGCAAAUAUCACAGAUCCGCAGGAAAAGAAGAGGCAGGCAAUACGCUACCUGUCAUUCGAAGACGCCGAGCUGUGGGAAUCCCUUGAUUCCUUUUCCCCUGGCAUUGGCUACGAGGCGUUCAAGGCAGCCGUUGCAAAGCUAUACCCUGGGACCGACGCCGACCGCCGCUACGCACUUGCUGAUCUCCACACACUAAUUGGGGAGUACGCUAGCGUUGGAAUUCUCUCGCGUGCUGACUACAGUGAAUUCUACCGAAAAUUCCUUGUUAUCACCAAGUUCCUCGUCGCAAAAGGGCGUCUUUCUGCUGCAGAGCAGUCUCGAUCGUUUCGUCGUGCUAUCUCGCCCCCUACGCUCUGGAACCGCGUACACCAGCGCCUGCAGAUCAAGCAACCUGAUGUGCAUCCCGACGACCCGUACGACCUCGCAGAUUUGAAUGAGGCCAUGGAAUUUGUCCUCGCCGACUCAUCCUACGGUUCUGCAGCUCCUCCGUCCGCGCUUUUGUCGCCUACGCCCGUGAAAAAGGAGUCGGCAGAUCCAGGAAUCUCGCAAUUGAUUGAGUCGAUGAAUGGCUUGAUGAAAGUUCUGGCAGCUCAGGCUGCAGUCACGGCUCAAGCUGUUGCGGCUCAACAAUCUACUCGACCACCUCCCCCCACAAUUCCCGUCAAUUCGACUCCUCGGGAUCUCAGCUGCAGUUAUUGCAGCGAACAUGGGCAUUUCAUCAUUCGGUGCCCUCAUGUGGAUGAAGAUAUUCAAUCUGGGAAGUGUAAACGCAAUACGGACGGGCAGGUCGUCCUGCUGAGCGGCGCUUAUAUUCCACGGCGCAUCAUGGGCGUCAAUUUACGAGCUCGGUUUGACGAAUAUCACCGCCAGAACCCCGGACAAAUGGCCGCUCAAAAUAUGGUUGAAGUCUCGACUCAUUUCUUGACUUCCAAUCCAGCAGCGCCGGAGGUAUCCACUUUUGCCCUUUCGGAUGCUGAGAGAAUCCAGUCUCUCGAGCGCGAGAUCCUGGCGAUGCGCACUCGAUCCCAGGCACGUGCUGCACUGGAUCGGUCUGGGGACCGCGUCGAAGCCCCGGAACGAGUAGUUCGACCUGCGGCUCAAUCUACACCUGCCCCAGCUCGUGUGCCGGCCCCAGCUUCCGCGCCAGCUCCCGCCCCUGUGACCCGUCCUCCGGCUGCUAUCCCCGCUACUGCACCUGAACAUCCCUACGCGAAAGCCAAAGAUGCUGCGUAUGCUCCUCCCCGUGACCACAACGUUGGGGCUCGAGCUCCGGUCGUUCCCGCCAAGAAAACUGAUCCUGCGUACCGUUCUGUAGCGCCGGUUUACGAUCCAAAGCACGAGGAUGCUGUUUUCGGCCGAAUUCUUGGAGCCAAAAUCGAGAAUUCGAUCGAAGAAAUCCUUUCAAUCUCUCCGGGUGUACGGUCUCGUAUGAGUAACGCCACUACCAGCCGCCGCGUUCCGCCGACCUCUGGUGCCGAUUCUAAACCCCCGGCGGUCUCAACCCACAUCUACGACGAUUUCUCACAUAGAAACAUGUCCGACAGCGCGGCAAUCGAGCCUCUGGACGCCCAGACAUCUAACAAUGCACGAGACGCCGCAUUUCUCGAUUCAAUGCCUGCUGCACAAUGA
Messenger RNA from Mycena citricolor, 1746 nucleotides. NCBI's taxonomy places the organism in Eukaryota, Fungi, Basidiomycota, Agaricomycetes, Agaricales, Mycenaceae. The record is from the annotation of a GenBank genome assembly.